CUGCAGUUUGUGAUGGAAAAUUUAUGUUGACUGAUUCCUCUGGGUUUUUUCACUCUAUGAAUUAUCCAAAACCAUAUAAUGCAAAUAUUGUUUGCCAAUGGAUUAUACUAGUGCCUCAAGGGUUAUCCAUUAAACUGAACUUCACUUCUUUUCAUACGCAAGAAUAUGCAGACAUUUUAAAUAUUUUUGAAGGUAUAGGCCAAAACAAGAUUUUAAGAGCUUCUCUGUCAGGGCCUAAUCCUGAGACAAUUUACAUUUUUUCUCAUGAGGCUACAGCACUGUUUAUAUCCGAUUAUUCUGAAAAUUACAAUGGCUUUAACGCAAUGUACACUGCAUUUAAUGCAACUGAACUAAACAAUUAUGAGAAAGUCAAUUGCACUUUUGAAGAUGGUUUUUGUUACUGGAUACAAGAUUUAAAUGAUGACUCAGACUGGGAGAGAGUUCAGGGCCCUACCUUUCCCUUUAUGAGUGGUCCUGAUUUUGAUCAUACAUUUGGCAACAUGUCAGGAUUUUAUAUUUCAACACCCAUAGGACUAGGGUUCGGAGAAGAGAGAGUCCGGAUUAUGAGUUUGCCUUUGGUCUCUUCAGAUCCAUAUUGUCUAAGCUUUUGGUAUUUCAUGUACAGUCCUAAUGUUUACCGUUUAAGUGUUAGUAUAACUAAUGAGCAUGGUUUGGAAAAGAUCAUUUUCCAGAAAGAAGGAAACUAUGGAAACAACUGGAAUUAUGGACAAGUAACUCUAAACGAAACAUCUGAUUUUAAGAUUACUUUUGAUGGUUUUAAAAAGCGUGGUCCCAGUGAUAUUGCCUUGGAUGACAUUGGCCUGACAAAGGGAAGGUGUAAUGAAAGUAUGUAUGUAGAGCCAACUGUGAUUCCAGCUGUUACUCCUGCCCCUUCAGUUCCCACUGACUGUGGAGGGCCAGUUGAUCUCUGGGAGCCAAACAGUACAUUCAGUUCUGAAAAUUUUCCAAAUGAUUACCCUAAUCGAGCAUUUUGUGUGUGGUACUUAAACGCUGAACAGGGAAAAAACAUUCAACUUCAUUUUCAGGUUUUUGAUCUGGAAAAUAUUAAUGAUGUAGUUGAAGUCAGAGAUGGCAGAGGACCGAAUUCCUUACUUUUGGCUGUCUAUACAGGACAAGGCCCAUUGCCAGAUGUCUUCUCUACAACAAACCAGAUGACAGUAAUCCUCCUUACAGACAAGUCUGAAAGAAAGAAGGGAUUUCUCGCAAACUUUACGACUGGCUACCAUCUAG
This is a messenger RNA of Pterocles gutturalis (yellow-throated sandgrouse), 1251 nucleotides long. It is a transcript of the gene TMPRSS15, whose product is annotated as transmembrane protease, serine 15. The record is from RefSeq and is a predicted model, not a curated record. The annotation marks the transcript as partial. NCBI's taxonomy places the organism in Eukaryota, Metazoa, Chordata, Aves, Pterocliformes, Pteroclidae. The transcript has 10 exons. Gene Ontology annotation, cellular component: membrane.